AUGCUGGAACGUCUAGCCGGGAAGAUACUGCAACGGUUUCUUGCCAAGUACUUCGACGUCGAAAAUAAUGAAACCCUUACUAUGGGAGUCUGGUCUGGUUUGGUCAGUCUUCAGGAUCUUCACGUCAAUAUCGACCAGAUAAAUCCUUUGCUAGCGCAGAAAGGUAUUCCCGUUAGAAUACAGCAGCUUCACAUUUCACGUCUAGAAAUUACAAUUCCAUGGAGUCAGCUCAGUUUUAGUAGCGGUACGAUGCGAAGCUCGGGCCAACGAAACGAAGCCGCCGAGGUUGUAGUAUUAAUAGACGGAGUCCAUUGUUUGGCUAAAUCCUUUUUUGAUUUUGACGACAUGGCAAUCGCUGCAGACCGAAUUGCUCAGCGCCAAAAAAUACUCAAGGCGGGCUUACAAAGAGACACGGACAAGAGCACCUUUGCCGAAACAUUGAAACGGCGCUUGCGAGAGGGGCUUCUUCAACAGCUCGCGGAAAGUCUCCAGGUCCAUAUUCGAAAUGUGCAUAUUCGCUACGAAGAUUCCAAUCAUGCAUUUUCUUGUGGCAUGGUUUGCGAAAGUUUGCAUUUGCAGCAAGAUGUUACGCCAUCAAGCGAGGAGGCAAUUCGGAAAGUUGUUCAGGUGAAUCACGUCGGAAUCUACUGGAAUCCUGUUGAAAAGCCUAGGAAUGGAUUGCCAGUUGAGCAGACGUUUCUAGGCCACCUGCCAACUGAUCAAAUAUGCCGAGCUUUGGAUCGCUCCGUUGCCCGACGAAUGCCAACGCUCCAGGCGAGCAACCCUCUGAACGCUCCGAAACACACGUACCUGAUAGUUCCCAUUGACGCGUCUGUACAUUUAUCAUUUUCCACUGACCCCAGAGAUUUUGAAACGCGCCCCGCACUGGAAGUGAUCAUUGAAGUUCCGGAACUAACGUUGGGCUUACGCGACUUUCAAAUCUAUCAAAUAAUCCGUCUUAUCCACGACCUCAAAGAGCACAAUUACCGGAAGAAGCACUAUCGGCGUUUCCGUCCGUCAAGCCCAGUCACAGAAGAUCCAAAAGCCUGGUGGCAGUACGCGGUUGCGGUCGUUCGGUAUGAAAUACGAGAAAAUAGACUGCGUUGGUCUUGGGGACGUUUCCGUCGAAGGUUUGAACAGCGGAAGAGAUACUGCUACCUCUAUGAACGGAUGUUGCGAGUCGAAAUAGCAAUGCCAUACACUCCUAUAGAGCGUAGCUCACUUGCUACUGAACUUUCUCUAGCACCUCUCAGUGCCACGGAGUCUCAGGAACUAGAGGACCUCGACAACGGGGUUCUUGGUGAUUUGGAUGUGCACGAUAUUUUGCUUUUCCGUCUGCUUGUCAGCAAGCGGAUGGGAUUGAAGAACAGCGGACAAGCUACAAAUGGAAGAACAAAUUGGUUUAGACGGACAAUGUCUACUUUAGUCAGUGGAGAUGACGAAGCGGAGGAGGAAUACGAACGAUUGCUUUCGUAUUGGCAACAAAGGAGCACUUCGGAAAAAAAUUGGUCAGAUGCUUCCAGUGGCAAAUUUUGUGUCGCUCUAUCUUCUGAGAUAAGAAUUGAAAACGGCCGAACGCUGUUGUAUUCACCAGUGAGUUCAACAAUUGACCUUGAACCAUUGCGUAGAAUACAGGAAUGUUUUCUUGAAAUUUCUUUUACAGUGUUGGACGGCCGACUUUCUCUACUGCAGGACUUCGAGACUAUCAUAUCUAAUAUGUCGCUCCUUGACUUUAUCGUCUCAGAAGUGAGCUCGACGCGGCGCGAAAAUAUUUUGGUAAAACGAAUACACAAACCAGGAAUUGGCUUGUUUGAUUCAAAACGUCUCGACGGCUCUGUUGGACCAGUAUUUUCCUUGGUAGUCAGGAAGAACGCCGAAGACUCUGAUGAAUCUCAUAUCGAAGUUCAAGCAAGGAUAGAGUGUACCGAGGCUCACUUUUCGCCCGAGGAUAUUUGGUUACCUUGCUUCAAGCGCCUGAUGCAGCCUGUCCCUCAGCUUCAGCAAAUGGCAACGUUCUGGUCCGAGCUAAGCAUGGCUAACAUCAAUUCUUGGGCCUCAGAUCGGCUAAGCCUCGUGGCAAAAGCACGGACAGCAGUGAAUCAGCAUCGAAACAUUGAUAUAAAUCUUGAAAUUGAAUGUCCGAUCAUCCGGGUUUCCGAUGGAAAAGGCUGUGAACUUGUGUUUGAUUUAGGACAAGCAUACGUAAGAACUGAGAGGCUCGCCUCUUUUGGAUCCAGUAACUUGUCCACUUUUGCUGAGAUGGAUGACCGAAUGCUUUCGAAGGAUCGCCGAUUUUCCUAUCAGCAGAGAAAUCCGCUCAUUUCACGCGAUGUCGCUUCCUUCAAAACUCCUCCACGGCUUUCUACAGCAGCCAUAGAGCUUCCGACAUCGCCAACGAGGACAGACUACGUACGUUUAGGAUUCACGGAAAAUAUGGAUCGCGCAGACGACAAUCUGAACCUUAUCAACCCGACAAGGUUGCCAUUUUCAACGAAAGUCACUUCAAUCGCUAGCGCCGACAGCGAUCGGUCCUACCGGCACCAAUAUCGGGGUCAAAUGGAAGCAAUAUUUUACGAUGUUUUCGAAAUGCGUCUCGUCACUGGGACUGUUGUCUUAGGUGGGACUUCGCGAGAUGUGCACAGGAUAUGUCAUCCGGUCGACAUGCGUGCGGCAAUCCACAAAUCAAUCAUUCCCGCCGACCAUACAUUAUGCCGCCUAAAGCUAUUCUGCGAUAUGGAGGAUAUUUCUGUAGAUCUUUCAGAGCCGAUUGUGUUUGCUCUAGGACGCUUUUUCAAUGUCUGGAAAUUGGUUUUGUCCACUAAGGUAUCAAAAACUCUAUUGCUGACAUCGAACUUGGGAGUAGAGUCCAUUCUACCCAACCUUCUGUCAGAAGUAGAUGUUUCUGAUGAUGACUUUGAUGAAAAUGGUUUCUUCGAUGCAUUGGAGAGCGAGUCAUUUAAUUCCCCCGAUGCAGAUGCUCUCUUCAAAGAGCAUUGGGUGUCAGAAACUACGAACUUACUGGAUGAAGGUGUCAAGUCUGUUACAAAAAGUGUUCGAAGCCGACGUCGACGCCCGAGAUCUGUUUCUGACGUAUCUUCACUAUCCGAAAGUUCGUUGGCGAGGCGUCGCCUCACGAACCAAGGAAACGGGAACAUUUACUUAAGUGCUGAGAACCUUGCUAUGUUAGAAGAGGCUGAUGAGUCAGGUGGUCUCGAUGAAGAAGAGGAUGAUUACUCCUUUCAUUCUGCCUAUUCAUUGAGCCACUUGUUGACACUUUCCGAAAACGUACAAACAGAUAUAAUCCAGGCAGUUUCCAAUGUCCAUCGUUUGAAAGACAAAAUAUAUGGCACGGGUGUCUCAUCUAGCGUUGGCAGUUUUGUGUCAGUUGAUGAAGUGAAACGGAGCUUGACGAUGCGCAAGGCGCUCCGUCUCGAACUUGGGAGAGCUACAGCAGAGUUGCAAGCUCUGCGUGAUGCACAUAAAGAUCUUUUGUACCAAAUUAAAAUCUCAUCCAGCGACGAGAACGAAGGAACGCCACUGAAGAGCAAUCGUUCCGGGCGCGUGUCAAGAUCGAUUGAGGUAGCAUCAGCCUUACUACAAACUCGGAAGCAGCCUACUUUCGCCGAUACUGAUGCAAACCUUGAACACACUCUUGUUCGUGGACUAAAUCGUGAUCUUCUUCAGAUCUGGUUGACGUUGCGUUGUGUUUCAAUUCGGUUCGUUGUUAAUUCAGGUACUGACGGUUCGCUUGAAUCGUCCAAUACCUUUGCUGUCAAGAUCGCCAACAGUAACCUCGUUCGGAGGCAAAGCGCUAUUGCUUCGAGGUAUUCUUUUAGCCUCGACAAUGUAAGUGCAAUUCAUGAAAACGAUGUGGACCCAGCUCUGGACCGGUGCUUCAUCGUUGGCGGAUCCAGCAGUGAGACUUCUUCGAAGCUUCUUCCGUCGCUAUUCCCUCAGUUCAUCUCUUCACUAUCGAUGGAAAACAAAUUUUUAAGCGGGGCGGUCUGUCUGCAAAGAAAGAGACAGGCGAUGUCUGGAAAGUCGUCAAAGAUGGACAAGAUUCGGAUAGCUUUCGGCGAUAUUGAGCUGAAAGGUCACACCAACUCCUUGCGUUUGAUCCAGCAACAGAUGUCAUCGUUAUCUUCAGUUUUUCGAGUUACAAGUACUGAAGUAUACCGUAAAAUGCCCAAGACUCAAGAACGAAUGCUUGAUGGAUAUUUUGAUGUAGGCCUUCGGAUUUCUUCGCUGAGGCUCGUCUUUGAGGACGAGGAAGGGCAUUUUGCUGCUGCCACUGCAUUGACCGAAGUGGAUAUAAACUUUAGCGGUGCUAGCUUCGGGCGGCAGUUUCAAGAUCGGAGUCAGCUAGACAUACGCCUUGGCAACUUUCAGGUUUUAAGCAUAGAGGAUCUAGAUAGUGGAGUCGGGAAUGAAUUGGUUGCGAAACAAGAUCUCUACAAUCCUUUACUGAGAUUGCGGCUUCGACAGCAAAUCGUUCCUAGAGGAGAACAGGGUGGUUGGGUGGUAGGUCAGUCAUCCACCAUGGCCCUUCAUUCUAGCCUCGACGAAAUCAACAUUCACCUUGGUUUACGAAUGGAUUCCAUGGAGUCCCAUCUGUCCUUCUCCACCCUUUUUCGACUGUCGAAAUCAAUCUCCUUCGCGACAAAGGCGUUUGGAAAGUGUCCCACCGUGGGACGUCCCUCGCUUCACACAGUGGACUCCGGUGAUUCUAGUUUGCUCUCUUCGGUACCGGUGCGUUGGCGCGUUGAUGUCUCGAUGAAGAAAUUUUUGAUGACUCUCGAAAGCUCGGGGGCUUUUCUUGAAACUGGCAGAGAAAACCAGAUGGUAUUGAUGGCUACAGCGAAGUUAAACUGUUCGCUUCAACCUAGUACCACAAAAUGUCGUGAAGGGAAGUUUGGAGUUGAAGUUAAAUUCACUAUCGCAGACUUCUCCAUUUCUGUCGUAACUGAGGAACUUCCCGUCCUUGAACCCAUAUCGAUACACAUAGACCUGGUUGCUUUCCCCAAAGCUAUGCAGUUCGCUCCCUUCACGCUACCGAAAGAUUCUCCUUGGAGCGACCAGACUACCCUUAGUACACCCACUGGGCGAAUUACGUGGAAGGUCGACUACUUUCAAGACAAACUGCCUAUUUCUAUCGCAGUCGCGCUGUCGUCCACCCGGAUAAACAUCUCGCCUUCGAGACUUGGACUCCUACAUUCGGCAUUGGAAGAUUUAGCUAGAUGUUCAGCAACUAUUCGACGGUCACAGCAAUUGGUGUCUAGGCCUGGAUCGGAAGAUCAAAUCGGACGCCUUUACCUUGAUCUGACUUGCGAAACUUUGAUCAUAUCCUUGUAUCCAGAGACUCGAUUACUUAGCUCUCAUGCCGAUUCCAGAAUUCUCGCUCUUUCGCUAGACUACCUUUGUGCUAGUUGGCAGAAGAGAGGCAAGGCCAAACGCUUUGCGUGUGGUUUAAAGACACUUUGCAUUGACGAUAUGUCCUCUCCACCUGGUAUGAGAGCUCUGUACGGAAGUCGAGCCGAAAGACAGCUUAAAUCUCGAAUUGAAAGUACGAUUAAUCACUUUCCCAGCUUCUUUAUGAUGAGAAUCGAGAACUCUGAAGCAGAUGGCAAAAAGUACUUUGAGAUCGAUUUUAGUAUUGGAACAGUUCAUUUGCUUUUUCUUCCGAGCCUCGUCCAAUCGAUCAAAUCAUUUGUGAUUUCGAUUCCUUCGCUGAGCGAGAGGAAACUACGAUCGCCUGAAUCUAGUUCCUCAAGACAUGGAUUGAGAUCGCUUUCAACAGCAGUGGGAAUCUAUUCGGUGACGGUUGUAUCGGAUAUUUUUGAAUGCUUUCUGUCCUCACAAGACAUACUCAAGGCUAUUCGAGAGACGCCCAGAACAAGCAUCGGCGUUGUCGUGUUGAGGCAGAGGGCUGACAUAGAGCUUCAACUGGAGAUUGUGUCCUCCGAUCAUUUGGUUGAAAGGUUUCUCGAUGAAAUUGAACUGAAACAGCGUGUUGAAGGUUUCUUGACUGCUGGAAAAUCAAGUACGAAGCAAGUUUCGAGCGUUGUUACCGCAAAUUUGGAAGCUGAGGUGCACCAGUUCCAGGUUCUCCGGACGACAAUAAAAAGUAUAGAUAAAGGUGAAGAGACUGACGUUCUCCAGUUCUCUGUUACACCGCCUCAAUGGGGUGAGCAACGCAUUUCAAAUGAGUUCAGUUUUCGCCUUCUACAUCAAUUAACCGGUGCGUGGUCACGUGCUGGUCGAUUGUCUGUUCAGACGUUUUCAUUUUCGAACGCAUUCGAAAUGAAAUUUGAGUUCGUUGACAUUUUGCUUUACAUCGCGCAAAGUUCUGGCGGCAUGACUGAUGCAUUUCAAUUCACCGUUUGGCCCAUAAUUGAAGCUUUGAGCAAAAAUUCUGGGCCCAAAAGGCUCUCUGAGGAAAAUUCAAAUGAUUCUGGCUGCAAUGCGAUUGUCGAUGCGCUACUGAAAGGUCUAUCGGUUGCUUCGAUUCGUGGAGAAGGGAUACAACUCACGUGCGUCCCAGGUGGUGCAACGCGAUUGACAGAGUCCCCGAUCAUCAAACUCGAAGUGAUGCGUGUCGCGUUUGGUUGCGCUGGGGUGUCGAGUGCAACAGAGCUAGUAAAUCUCCCUGUAAGUGGCACUUUCCAGGAUGUCGAACAGACAGAUAAAAUAGGACAGAACUUCGUUUUCGGAGCAUGGUCGAUGUUUGAAGUUUCAGCUCAUUACCAUAACCGCCGCUUGGUAGCUUGGGAACCAUUUAUUGAGCCUUGGAAAGUCAGUAUUUUCGGGGGAAUGGAUUUAUGUUGCCCGACAACUUUAUUGCCUAGUAAGCACGCUGCUACAGCAUCCGACUACACAACUGAAGACGGCUUUGUCACUAGCGUCUAUAGUCCUGGUGGAGGGAGACUUCAAGAAAUUGGAAGACUCCUGCGGUCACCGUUUCGUGGGGGGAUCUCAGCUUCUGGACAAGGAGUUACUAAUUCGUCUGAGAUGCUACAAAGUGAUAUCGACUUUUGUUAUCUGCUCUUGCUUCACUCCUCCGAAAGUUCUGUUCAGGGCGCAUAUUUGCCAACAAACGAGCUCCACUGCACCGAUGCGAGAAAAUGCUUGCCGUCAGAUCAACCUCGGAAAUGGGUAAGUCACUUUGGCUAUCCUCAAGACAAGAUAUCGCAAGCGAAAAAGAUAAAGAAGCACGCGUCUAUAACCUUGCUGGGCUCCGACAUCACUCCGCUGAACAUCAAUAUAACUGGUGCCCUGAUUGAAAACGUAUGGGACUACAUACGAAAGGACCAAGUAGAUGCAUCCAGGGGAGUGGCACCCCAUUGGGUACGGAAUGAGUCAGGCCUGACCAUCCGUUUCCAUGAGGUUCUUGACCCUGAGCGCGUGUUCCGUGGAGAGAAAGCACCAAAAUGUAUUUUACCUGACGGCUCGGAAGCACCGUUGUCGCUCAAGAGAACUCGGUCACAAUCCUGCGAUCCUCAUAGAGCUUUUAUUUUUCUUGAGCUUGGAUGCGAUGAAGAUGUCUGCGGGAGAGAACAUCAGAACACAUCCCAUACCAGUGGUGUUUCCAAAACUUCGAGUUUCUAUUUCAAAUCUACAACAAAGAUUCCAGUAGACACUGUCGGCCUCAACAAAUACCAUCUCGACCGCAGAAUCGAAUCGCGGGAAGCCGAUGGAAGGCUGGAUCGGUCGAGGCCUCUUGGAUGCGUUAUUGUGCGCGUUGCUCUCCAGGGUGGAGUGAAAGUAGUGUCUGUUGAAUCUCCCCUUGUUGUAAAAAAUUUGUCGAUAACUGAUAUCAUCUGUGAGGCCCGAGAUCGUGACAGUUCGACGCUGCUGUGGCGGUCUCUAGUGCCAGGCUUACAAAGCAAAAUAUUUGGUUCUGCUGCGGGAAGGACAGUACCUGUCCCUGUUGACCUUGUCCCGUAUGUUCAUGAGAGCUCCUGCUGUUUCUCAGUUCUUUCCGUGAGCGGCUGUCUCGAGAGUGACUUAAGCACGGUUCCUAGCAGCCGACCAUACGAAGGCCUAAUGCGACUGCCAAAGCCGUAUACACGUUCUUCACUUGAGAAGGGGGUCGUCGACGAGAUCCAUCUCCGCGUGGCAUCCUUGAUGCUUCCAAGCAAAGUGUUCAAUGAUGUCCCUCAGUACUUAAAUGGGUGCUCUCUUAGAAUCGGAUCGAUUUCACUUUCAGCGACGGCGUACCAGCGAAGAAAAACUGUGAUGGACGUUCCAGAGCAAAGAAUGGUCUUAAUAAGACCAGAAGUUGUGUUCCGGAACCAUCUGCCCGUGCCAAUUUGUGUCCAGGCCCGACCGAGACCUCAAUCGCUAGAGGAAGGACCGCCACCAUCAAAUUUAUGGGUAGACCUUGGUAUUUUGAAAUGUGGCGAAUUCGCUGGUUGGACUGGCGUUGGUCCUUACGACUUCUUUGAUAUCCGGAUUCUGAUCAUCGAAAAAGACGGAGGACCGAGCAAGCAGUUUCCGCAAUGGAGCCAUUCUGUACUUGUUUUUUCAGCCGUGCCAGAACAGUCCUCGGGGACUAAUCGAGUAGGAAAACAGAUCAAAGCAAUGUACAAGCUGAGACUCGAGGACUCAGUGGGAACUCCACUCACUUUGUCGGUACAUUCAAGCCAAGGCGAUAACAAGUUAGUGCCUUUAAACGAAUCAAAUGUUCGCCCUUUAUCGGAGCGAUUGCAGCCAGGUAAUCGAGUCCUGAGUAUCUUCGCACCAUAUUGGAUUGUGGACAGUUCUGGUCUCGAUCUUGAGUUUAAGCUGACAAAGCCUAUUGCAGGACAAAUUGGUCCUUCCGGGUCUCUAUCGUGCAUGGAGAACGACUCCUUUUCCACACAUGGACUUGGGGAGCUUCUAGAUGACAGCGACCUCAUGUAUCUGCCGUCAAGAGGUUUGUUCGAAAUUUUGAUGGCUGGCGAAGAAGAGUCACGCCAGAUGAAUGUUCGCCGACGUGCAUCUCGAGCCACUGGAUUCAACCCAAACACAGCUCCAUGGUCGGACACAAUUUCCUUGUCCCGAAGAUUCGGCUCGUAUCACGACACAUACGUCCAACCAGCAAGGCGAAGCUCGGUCCAUGAUCACUCAAAUACGGAUCACGAUUCUUUCGAACCCUUCGCCCUUCGUUCUCGUCUUGUUCGAGCCCCUGAAUCCCUCGGAGGUCUCUUGGGAACAAAGAUUAUGCACUUUUUUUGUCGGUACUCAAUAUUGAACGAGCUCGGACGCGACAUCGAGAUCAAAACCUGUGGUCUAAGUCGAGGUGCUCCAUGUGUCGUGAAAUCCGACUGUUGGCAAAAGCCGUUCCAUAUCGAAGACUCACGUUUCGUGUCAUUUCGACCAAAAGAAUAUGGGUGGGAAUGGUCAGGACGUUUUCACGUCACAUCCAAAAGAAGAGUGGAGAUGACUUUCCAUUUAAGACAUACCAUUAGAGACGAGUCUAUUGGCGUAACAGUUGAGUGUGUCUCCCGCGAAGCAUCUGGCACAUGUACAGUCAUCUUUCGACCUGCACUCCACCUGCCCUGUCGUAUCGAAAACAAGAGCAUGUUUCCCAUAAAAAUUUUCCAAAAUCCUUCGAUAAUGUGCGUAUGUGGCUUUGGCAGAGAAGGUUCCAAAGACACCGUGAUUUUGCCAUUUCAUAGCUUAGAGUUUGCUUGGGACGAGCCUGAGUCACGUCGCAAAUCUGUUCUCGUGAAGGCUGUCAAUUUCAGCGCCAAUCGCGGGGACGGCAAUGCAAGAAACCUGGGAAUCUUUGCUCUUGAUAGCUUAACACCGGGCACUGUGCGAAAGCUUGAACAUAACCUAUCAGCCCAAGUUCUUGCCGAUGGUCCAACCAAAGUCCUUCGAAUCGUCGAAACCUCUGAUGACGGGGGGCCCAUACAUGGAGAGUGUGAAGACGAUCAACUUCCAAGUUAUCAAAGGCCCUCUGCCAGUUUCCCCUAUUCAAUUACCGUGAAGCUGGCACACGGAAUUGGUCUAAGCGUUGUCGACUGGUCACCACAGGAGCUAAUCUAUCUCAAAUUGGAAGAUAUCCUUUUUGAGCAAGCUCGCAACAGCUUGGCGGAAAACACUGACGUGAGUGUUGGAAGUGUAGUUGUAGACAACUGUUUGUGGGUAUCCCCCUAUCCAGUUGCUGUUCGACUUGGGUCACGUUCCCGUAAGCGACGGCAUAGAAGGCAUAACGGGAUUGCGAUAUCUUGGAGCCGUCCCUUGGUUCAGCGUGCGGCGUUUGGCGAUCUGACCAUGAUUGAACGCAUUGAAAUAUCUACUGAACCGUCAAUAAUAAGUGUGGACGGCAAGUUGGCCGAGUUUGCGAUUGCGAUGACAAGACAAGUUAAGAAAAUGGGGUAUAGUCUAAACGACCUCGAUCGAAUCGUUGUAUCGCGUAACAGUGAGCUGCGAAAGCUUCUCACGAUUGCUCUGCCCGUGGACGGAAACGCUUCAGCGAUAGCCACGGACAAAUCGCACGAAUCACGAUUAUCAGACGACUUGUAUGCAGCCGUCGACUGCAUGGCAACACCAGCAAUUGCUUCUAAACUUCGAUCACGAUUUCGCCCUUUGACGGCGAAAGGAGUUAUUUCGAAGCGCAUGGAAUCAGCCUUAAGUCCCGCCCCACCACAGCACAAAUACUAUAUCGAAAAAUUACGAAUAUCAGCUACGGCUGCGGAAGUGAGCUGGUCAGGUUCAUUACCAGUCGCGUUUUCGUUGCCCCGCUGGAUGCGACCAGCGUUGACCUUUGAAGGCUUUCCACUUUUUUUACGACCCUACUCGGUGUCUCAUUCAUACGGAACGGCCGAAGAACACUUACGGGCCUUGAAAUCUCACUACAUUAGUAUUUGGAGGGUAUUUGAUUUGGUUGUUGGCCUGGCAAAACCGACAUUUUUGAUACGGGCGUGGUACUUUACCACUCGGGACAUUCUGGCGACAGCACUAAUGAGUCUAUCAAACGGAGUCUACAAUGUUGGUGCAAAGCUGUUCCCGUUGUCGUCUGCAGAGCACAAUGUAACGGAUGCGACUACACAAGAAAGUUGGCUUAGGCAUCCUUAUUGGGGCUUGCACUCAUGGCGGCAUCCCAUUGUACAACGAAUGUUCUAUGUUUGCGCUGGAGGAAUGGCAACAUCCGCCGCGUGGUUGCGAUAUAACGCUGCUAGACAUGUAGGUGGCUUGGUCAGGGCACGUAAUCCGCGACUGUUCGCCUCCACCGGGGACGGCAACGACUUGUUGGUAGAAUACGUGGAAAAAGGUGAAAACGCCGGCAAGGCCUUACUAUCGCGAGUCCGAAUGGGGUCGCACCUGGGUGAAGGCUACGUCUAUCACGUGGAAGAUGCUCACCGACAGGGAUUGAGCAAAAACACAGAGAUGGGACACGCAACAAUGAUUUUAAUGUUGACGUUCGAUCGCAUCGUACUGUUGAACGGUGAAUUAGACAGCAAUUUUUGUCAAGUGGUUUGGGAAGUGCUCUUUUCCGAUUUGGUGCAUUUACAGUUAGUCAUGGUAGCUAUCCCUGCAAACGGCAAUGAUAUAGAUUCUACGAGCUCAAGAUAUCAAGCCAUUCGUCUUUGGUACCUUGCAAACAAGCCACGUCAAUCACCAAAGCUCGACGAACAGCUGCAAGCUUUGGCUGGCUUGGAUGCAAUGGAAUGUCACUUGGUGUUUGUGCCCCGUCGAGAUGUAGCUAGUACGCUUGAAUGUCCAAGGUAG
Phaeodactylum tricornutum CCAP 1055/1 is the source of this 11718-nucleotide messenger RNA. RefSeq lists its product with no specific name. Gene Ontology annotation, cellular component: extrinsic component of membrane. The record is from RefSeq and is a predicted model, not a curated record. The transcript is spliced from 3 exons. Lineage: Eukaryota; Bacillariophyta; Bacillariophyceae; Surirellales; Neidiaceae. Bases 1 to 11718 code for a protein of 3905 amino acids. Gene Ontology annotation, biological process: protein targeting to vacuole; protein retention in Golgi apparatus.